UGAUCUUCCAAUGAAGAUGGUGUCCUGUUUUCCUUUUUUUUUUUUUGAAGAUUAAGAAAGAAAUAUAUCUUUUCUUUUUUGGUUCUAAAUUUUAAACUUUUCUCUAUGUCUCAAGAGUUCUUGAGGUUAGUGAAAAGGAAUUUAAUAAGAAAAUUUUCACAACCAAUAAUUAGUUUUUUUUCCCUCUUUUUUGUAUCUUUAUUUUGUUGUAUGUCACGGGAUUUGUUAGUCUGUUUGCACCCAGAAACUAAUGUUGAUAUAUAAAUAAAUAAUUGCAGUUCUUUUGACUUAUAUGAAAUACCCAUCUUUUUUAUUCGUUUCUUUUAUAGCUUCGUCGUCGACUUCAAUUGCCCAAUUCGGUGCGGAAUUUGCAAAACCAUUCUCUUUCUUUCUCUCCCAGUUCAUUUUCCUUUCCAAGAAAUUGAUGGAAAUUCCCAAAUUGAAUCCGUCUUCUCUCCGGGAAGUUAAUCAAUUGGAAGAAACGAGAAUUUCCCAGAAAAUUUCAGUUUGUAGUCAGCCAAACGGUGUACAUUACUCCACAAAUUCCGAUAGCUUCGUCAUCGAUAUGAAUGGCUUCUCCAAUGGCGGAACCAAAGAACCCACCACAAAUCCCAGAAUUACAUUGCAGAGAAAUUUAUCAAGAAUAGGGUCUCAGCGUGGCGGCGACAAGAUGAUUGCGAGCAAUUCCGCUCCUAUGGAUAGAGAUUCAUCAUCUCCAACAGUUGCAGUUGGAGCUACCAUGGCGGAAAAAGCAGCAGGGGCGGCGGUGGCAAUGGCAGUGGGGUCUCAACAAGACCAUUUGGGAGUUCCACAAGUUCAUCACCAGAUCACUAUAACCACCGGCAACACGGCGGCUCCGGUUGAAAGAGCCAUUCUUAGAAGAAACAGUUUCAGAAGGCCUCCCUCUUCGUGGAUGUUGGAUCCCAAGAAAGUUCUUCUCUUGUUUGCCACUGUGUCGUGUAUAGGAAGUAUGAUGCUGAUAUACUUCACUUUGGCCAUCGGAAAACCCAACGCCGAGGAACGGGGAUUUGAUUAAUUAUAACAACAAAGGUAGGCAAAGCAAGAACCAGAAAUAACAACAUAACACAGAGUUGAAGAUGAUUUGAGAUGUGUUUGUACAAAGAGAGAGAGAAUGAUGAGAAAGACAAAAGAGCAGAUUAAACGAAAGAGGGGUACCACAGGUUUUCUCAUGGCCUCUGGCACUCGGAUGCGGCACGUUUACAUUAGUUUAGAAAAAGAAGAAGAAAGUGACACACUAGAAUGUGACAAAGGAAUGGAAUCUUCCCUUUUCUUUUUGUUUUCUUCUGUUAAUUACCAAAAUUGACAGAUGAAAGAACUCAGAUCAGAAACGUGGUUUUGCUUUUGAUUUGAAGCUGUGUUAAGGAUUUCUCUCCACCUGCUAGAUUAGUGGAGAGUGGUUGAGUGGUGAUUGAUCUGGUCACUCUUCAAAUACUUUUACAAUCUCCUUUUUUCUUCCAAUAUUCCUUGUUUAUAAAGUCAUUCCUUUGCAUUCUGUGGCUUCCAUGUGAGCAAGAAGAGUGGGCUACAGUCCUACAAACAGAAAGUGUAUUUGGCUGUACUCAAUGCAUGCGCACUUGAAGAUUUUCCAACAGUGUUUUUGUAUUGUUCCUAUUUCAGGAUGUGGUUUUGCUCUGUAAUGUGAUUACUAUUUCAAGUAAAGUAGGAGGAUGAAGUUUGAAAAUGGAAA
This is a messenger RNA of Benincasa hispida (wax gourd), 1708 nucleotides long. The record is from RefSeq and is a predicted model, not a curated record. NCBI's taxonomy places the organism in Eukaryota, Viridiplantae, Streptophyta, Magnoliopsida, Cucurbitales, Cucurbitaceae.